Molecule: messenger RNA, 3712 nt
Organism: Nerophis ophidion (straightnose pipefish)
Lineage: Eukaryota; Metazoa; Chordata; Actinopteri; Syngnathiformes; Syngnathidae
Gene: uhrf1
Product: ubiquitin-like with PHD and ring finger domains 1
Exons: 17
Coding region: 164-2497 (777 amino acids)
Biological process (GO): negative regulation of gene expression via chromosomal CpG island methylation
Molecular function (GO): ubiquitin protein ligase activity; protein binding; metal ion binding
Source: RefSeq, a predicted model, not a curated record
UGGGAAAUUGGGCGGGAUACCCCAAGUCUUGAAGAAUUACUCAUUGAAAAGAAGCCAACAGGCAUCCGAGCUGGACCGUGGAGAAGUUACCGGUACUCAAACCAACAACUCCGUUAAUUUCCGUUUUUUUUUCUUGCGUGGACGAACAAACAGGGCAGCUGCAAUGUGGAUUCAGGUGCGUACAAUGGAUGGGAAAGAAACCCACCAGGUGGACGCGUUAUCCAAGCUCACCAAGGUGGACGAGCUACGACUGAAGAUCUCGGAGCUCUUCAAAGUGGAGCCUGAGAAGCAGAGGCUGUUCUACCGCGGCAAGCAGAUGGAGGACGGCCACACCAUAUUCGACUAUAACGUGGGCCUGAAUGACAUCGUGCAGUUGCUUAUUAGACAGAACGCGCCCCCUGCUGAAGCUGCCAAAAACAAGGACAAAGAAGCCGAGCUCUCGGACUCGGACUCUGGCUGUGGCUCAACCCAGAGUGAGUCUGACAAGAACUCAACUCAUGGUGAGACAGAGGUUCAGGCCGCCGGUACUUCUGCCCAAACAAACACAACAGAGCUGACUGAUCCUGGCUUCGGACAUUACAAGAUCAAUGAAAUGGUGGAUGCAAGAGACUUGAAUAUGGGGGCGUGGUUUGAGGCCCAGAUUGUGAAUGUCACCAAGUCCGCCAAGACCCCUAAAGUAGAAGUGGCCGAAGGGGAGACUGCAGAAGAGGAGAUACUGUACCAUAUUAAAUAUGAUGACUACCCAGAGAACGGAGUGGUUCAGUUUCUGGGCAAAGAUAUUCGCCCAAGGGCCCGCACCGUGUUCCAGUGGGAGCAGUUGGAGCCUGGUAUGAUCGUUAUGAUCAACUACAACACAGACGAUCCCCAGGAGCGUGGCUUCUGGUAUGAUGCCGAGAUCCAGAGGAAGAGGGAGACGCGCACUGUGAGAGAGGUUUAUGCCAAAAUUCUUCUCGGAGAUGCAGGUGAUUCUCUCAAUGACUGCCGCAUUAUGUUUGUGAAUGAAAUCUACAAAAUAGAGGAGCCUGGUUCUAAAAAUGACACCCCUGCUGGAUCUGAGAGUCCUCUGAAAAGAUCAAAUGGUCCCGAGUGCAAGCGCUGCAAGGACGAUCCCGAUAAAAAUUGCCGCUUGUGUAACUGUAGCAUUUGUGGCAUUAAGCAGGAUCCAGACAAACAACUUCUGUGUGAUGAAUGCGACAUGGCUUAUCACACAUACUGCUUGAACCCACCCAUCACCACCAUCCCAGAUGACGAGGACUGGUAUUGCCCAAAUUGCCGCCGUGACACAAACGAGGUUGUGCUAGCUGGAGAGAAGCUGAAAGAGAGUAAGAAGAAAGCUAAAAUGGCCUCUGCCAGCUCAUCAAGCCAGAGGGACUGGGGCAAGGGAAUGGCUUGUGUUGGUCGAACAAAGCAGUGUACCAUCGUCCCAUCAAACCACUAUGGGCCAAUCCCUGGGGUCCCUGUUGGCUCCCUAUGGAAGUUCAGAGUCCAGGUCAGUGAGUCUGGUGUCCACAGGCCACAUGUAGCUGGGAUACACGGCAGGAGCAACGACGGUGCCUUUUCUCUCGUCUUGGCAGGAGGCUAUGAGGAUGAUGUGGAUGAUGGAAAUGAGUUCACUUACACUGGUUCUGGAGGGCGAGAUCUGUCUGGGAACAAAAGGACUGCUGAGCAAUCAUGUGACCAGACGCUCACCCACAUGAAUCGUGCCCUUGCCAUCAACUGCAAUGUCCCGGUUAAUGUCAAGAAUGGUGCCCAGGCAAAGAACUGGAGGGAUGGCAAGCCAGUCAGGGUGAUUCGCAGCUGCAAGGGUCGCAAACACAGUAAAUACUCUCCUGAAGAAGGAAACCGAUAUGAUGGCAUAUACAAGGUGGUGAAGUACUGGCCAGACAAAGGCAAGUCUGGCUUUUUAGUAUGGCGCUACCUUCUUAGGCGUGAUGACGAGGAACCGGCGCCAUGGACCAGAGAUGGCAAGGAACGCGUCAAGAAGCUUGGUCUUGUCAUGCAGUAUCCUGCAGGCUAUCAGAAGGAGCAAGAGAACAAAAGUGAAGUGGAAGAGGAGGAGACACCCAGCAAGGCAAAGAGGAAGAGAAAGUCUCAAAACAGCGAAUCCACCAAAAGCUCACCAGCCAAGAGUCCCAAGAAAAUGAAGGUUGAGGUUUACAAGCUUUCUGGAGAACAGAAGUCUAUCAUCAAGAAUGAUACGCUAAAUAAAAAAGUGUGGGAUGAAGCAAUGGAGUCUCUGUCACUUGGCCCGAGAUUCCUGAACAAAGUUGAAGAAGUAUUCCUCUGCAUUUGCUGCCAAGAAGUGGUCUAUCAACCUGUCACCACCGAGUGCCAACACAAUGUCUGCAAGGAAUGCCUUCAGCGGUCCUUCAAAGCAGAGGUGUACACCUGCCCGGCCUGCAGACACGACUUGGGCAAAAACUACUCCAUGACUGUCAACAAACCGCUGCAGGAGAUCUUAAAUCAGUUUUUCCCAGGUUACAGCAGUGGCCGAUGAUCACCAGCAGCUCCUCCGACUCAGCAAUACAAAGUGUAAGGGCAAUUUUCAGUCAGAGGCAAUAAAGAAUCUGUUUUUCUUAAUAUAUUUUUAUGAUUUAUAAAUUGACCGUUUUUGUGGACUUCACUGCAACCAUUUUCCCAUGAUGGUUGUUCCUUGAUGUGUAGUUAAAGACAAAUUGAAAAUUCCCUUUCUUACUUACUGCCUGUACCAUUACGCCAUUGUUACCCUAAAAUGUGAUUUUUUUUUUUUUUGUAUUAUUAUUUUAACCGUUUUUGUUUCCAAUAACCUCAUAAUACCCGCAGAGUAAAUCAGUCGGACAGGUUAAUCCGUUUUUAAACUUGUGCUGCCAGAAGUGGUUAAGAUAUCUUCCCAAUUGUCCACAGUUGAGUCCGUUUUGUUGUGGCAGCUUUUAUUUGACGUUGGCUUUGGCAAAUCAGUUUUGGUGCAAUCUAUUUUUUUAAAUCUGUAAGCCAUCUCUUUUACAUGUAUAUUUUUCCUCUGUGCGCCUCUUAAUGCCCUAUUAACAGAAACCGUUUCCGGCAUUUGCCAGCUACCCUGUCAGACUAUAAACAUGCUAACUUGCUUUUACAUAAUUCGGUAACUGAAACUGCACUAUAGGAAAUCUAUGCAAGUAUCUACCCAGAUCUGUUUUGGUUUUCUAAAUACAGUACUUUCAAGUAUGGUAUCUUCAAGCUUGUGGGUUUUGUACCAAUUACUUUUUAGGUUUCCACUGCAUUAAUGUGUUAAGUAUAACUGUAAUGGAUUUGGAUCCGUAGAAAAGGUUGAUUCCAAAGAAUGUGUCUAAAGAGUCAUGUAGAACUCCAUAUUUAGCAUGCUCUUUCACUGUUAAUUGUAGAAAUCUCACAUGUUUUUUCCCUUUUUUUUUUUAAUUAAUGCAUUGCUAUUCAGUCACAUGUCUCCAUUUUAGGGACCUGACCUUGUUUAAAACUACUAAAAUUGCAUUUAGGAGGUGGUAAAUUGUUUUUGGAAGAUACCACCGUUCUUUUGAAAUGGAAUCUUGAAUGGUUGAUAUUUUUGUAUUUGUUAUGUUUUAUAAUUGGCCAUUUUCAGUGUGAAUAGUCACCACUCACAGAAUGGUAAAUAUUUUUCUGAAAUUGUAUGUCCAUUUUACUUUUGAUAUAUGGUUUUAGAACUGCUUGCACAUGUUGCAAUUUUUGUCAAUACAUUAUUCAAUAAAAUAAUAAAAUACUA